UUCUAACGCAAAGAUUACGGACAAGUCAGUCGAUGAAAUUCUCGAUUUGAUAACGCAGCUGGGCAAUCUCUACAUGUCUAUAAUUGUCACAGAUAAUAGUCAUGAUGUGGAAUUAGAUAAACUUUUAACAACUUACUACAACGGAUCUUACGAUGUCGCUGAAAUUAUGAAAAAUCUGACGCCACAAUGUUCAGUGAUAUUAUUGAAAUGUAUGCUACAUGGUGCUGCAAGAAAUUGUUCGGAGCUUUUUGAAUUUCGCAAGACACAGGACGGAUACUGUUGCACCUUCAAUUACGUGCGUGAAAGCGACGACAUUCUUGAACUGAACCAUAUGAUUAAUCCGAGAGACCAGGAACAAGUAAAGACUCUCGGAAUAAGAAACGGUCUAACCAUCGUAAUGGAUCCACUUUUGGAUGAUUAUUUCUAUUCAAUAUUGCCUGUUAAGGGUUGGAAAGUGACUGUGUUUAAUCCUACCGAUUAUCCAGAUAUGACCAGUGGUGGUGUCACGGAGGUAAUCGCAAUGCCUCAGUAUGAGACAUAUCUAGAUGUGAAAGCAACGCUCUUUAACAGUUCACAGACUGUUAUACAUUUACCCAGAGAUAAACGUGACUGCAUUUUUGCAGAUGAAAUAGUUUUUUCAAAUAUUACGAUAUAUACUUACAGUGAUUGUAUCGUCAAUUGUAAGAUUAAUGACAUACAGGAGUUCUGUGGAUGCAGACCGUUCAUUUAUCCACGUCGUGGCAAGAAAGAACAUUCGUGGCGUAUUUGCAAUAUCACGGACUUUCAAUGUCUAGCUAAGUACAAAUCUAAACGGUUAAUAAUUUUCCCUCACGAUGAUGAACACAGCAUUUUGCACGACGAAAAAGAUGCUUUAUAUUGUUUCAAGUGUUAUCCUGCCUGCCACGACACUCAUUAUGAUGUAACAAGUUGGAGAAAUUUUAUAGAACACGGUAUAUUUGAAGCUUACAUAUUUGCGAAUUACAAUAUUACUGAUGAAGGAGUGCUGCAUGUGUACUUUUCGAAAUACGGCACAAUCAGAUUAAAACAAGAUGUGGCUUCUUACUGGUAUAAUCUCUUAAGUGAUAUCGGCGGUAUAUGUGGCGUCUUCAUCGGCUUUAGUUUCAUCACUAUAGUGGAGCUUCUGUACUUUUGUGUGCUCGUAUUUUGCGAUAUUCUCUGUAAAAGAUCGAUUUUUCAGAAAGAUGAUCGCAAGACUGAAAUCCCAUCAUUAAACCAAACUCGAACAACAGAAGAAAUAUAUUGGAACGAACUGCUUCCACGAUCUUGGCAUUCAGCAAAACGUGACAAAUUCUUUAUUUAUAAAAGAGCUAGAUAUUAA
Messenger RNA from Cyphomyrmex costatus, 1339 nucleotides. Its product is annotated as sodium channel protein Nach. The annotation marks the transcript as partial. Gene Ontology annotation, cellular component: plasma membrane. Gene Ontology annotation, biological process: sodium ion transmembrane transport. The transcript is spliced from 8 exons. Lineage: Eukaryota; Metazoa; Arthropoda; Insecta; Hymenoptera; Formicidae. The record is from RefSeq and is a predicted model, not a curated record. Gene Ontology annotation, molecular function: ligand-gated sodium channel activity.